Messenger RNA from Exophiala xenobiotica, 711 nucleotides. RefSeq lists its product as uncharacterized. NCBI's taxonomy places the organism in Eukaryota, Fungi, Ascomycota, Eurotiomycetes, Chaetothyriales, Herpotrichiellaceae. The record is from RefSeq and is a predicted model, not a curated record. The transcript has a single exon. Gene Ontology annotation, molecular function: oxidoreductase activity, acting on the CH-OH group of donors, NAD or NADP as acceptor. The coding region runs from base 1 to 711 and encodes 236 amino acids.
AUGUCAUCUCCCAGACGUCAGAGGAUUAUUCUCAUCACUGGGGCCAGUCAGGGUCUUGGCCUGGCUCUCGCCACGAAGCUGGCAUCGUUUGAACACACACAUGUACUCCUCAGUGCGCUUUCUCUGGCAAGCGGUGAAGAAGCUGCCAGGUCUAUUCAGCCUGUCGAAACAUCGGCAAUCACCCCUCUGGGGCUUGACAUCAACAAUGACAACUCCAUCAGAGCAGCCGUGAGUGAUAUAUCGAACAGAUUUGGACGCCUCGACGUGCUGGUCUAUAACGCUGGAAUAUUCCUCGAUCGCCCAUCCAAGCCGGGAGAAAACGUGUUCCUCAAUGAUAGCGGCGAAGUCAAUUUCCGCGACAUAUUGCGCCAGACGUUUGAAACCAAUGUCAUCUCACCUUUACAAUUGACCGAGUCGCUACUACCAGUUCUGUUGAAUUCUGGAGAUCCACGGGUCUUCUUUAUCACUUCUGGCCUAGGUUCCCUCGCCCUCACACUCGAUGAGAAUGAUCGUUACUUCGGCUUCUAUGCCCCGGCUUAUAAGUGCUCUAAAGCUGCCCUCAACAUGGUCAUGGCUAUAGAGAGCGUGAAACUCCGGAGUUGUGGGGUCAAGGUGAACGCGACGUGUCCUGGUGCCAUAAGUACGGCAAUGAAUGGGUUUCGUGAAGGCCUUGGAGCUGUUGAGGAAGGAAUCAUCAACACAGUGAGAUAG